Cotesia congregata is the source of this 360-nucleotide messenger RNA. Lineage: Eukaryota; Metazoa; Arthropoda; Insecta; Hymenoptera; Braconidae. The record is from the annotation of a GenBank genome assembly.
AUGGGCGAAUUGAUGGGAAAUUUUAGCUGUCCUAAUCCGAGUUGCAGCAAAAAUUUCAAGUGGAAAAAAAAUUUGGCUUAUCAUCUUAAGUACCAGUGUGAGAAACCGCCGCGCUACAAGUGUCCAUAUUGCGAAUAUGCGUCAAAAUGGCGUAAAGAUGUCGAGCGCCACGUUCAAACAAUUCAUCCAUUAGAACCCGUUAAAGUUGUUGAAAUUGGAAAAGCUAAAGAAGAAAUAAAAUUCGAGUGUACUUAUAUUUGUCCUAGGGAAAAUUGUAAAAAAACAUUCAAGACUUUUAAUAACUUGAAGGUACAUUUAUCCAGUGGCACUAGAGAAGAAAACUUCACCGGCGUCGGUUAA